Molecule: messenger RNA, 2737 nt
Organism: Theobroma cacao (cacao)
Lineage: Eukaryota; Viridiplantae; Streptophyta; Magnoliopsida; Malvales; Malvaceae
Source: RefSeq, a predicted model, not a curated record
UUGUGUAGUUAACUCUAGGAAACCAAAUCAACUUUAAUCAAAACGGUUGGGUCGUUAAUUUUGGCUGUAUUGAUGAGUCAUUCGUGCCCCGCGUCCCAUACGUAAGCAUAACUUGCAAGACUCCUUUUUCUCCCUUCGUUGCCGUAUUGGUGAAGAUUCAGUCGUGCCCACUCGGAUGAUAAACAAGUAUAAGUUGCAACACUCCUUUUCUCCUUUCAUUACAAGUUCCUUAUUGUUGUUGGUCGUUUGUCAAGAGACGCAGCAACAAUGGACGCUUUCUCCUCCUCCUCCUUCUCAAAACUCGCCUCUCCCACCGUGACACUACCCAAUUCCAAAACCAUUUCGACACACCCGGGACCAUCUCAUGCUCCUCACCUCAACAUUUCCUCUGUUAGAAUGGAGAAUAAACCUCAAACUUCAACCACUACAACGAGUAAAACAAAGCCCCCAACUUCAAAUAUCCAAAUUCCAUCACUAACGGUCUCGUCGUCGAUUGGAGCAGAGAAAAAAGCAGAAACGACGGUAACGACAAGGAUGUUUGAUACAUUAAAUGACUUUAUCAAUAACUCAAUAGACCCUCCUCUACGCCCCGCAUUUGAUCCCAGGUUCGUGCUCUCGGGUAACUUUGCUUCUGUUGAUGAGCUCCCUCCAACAGAUUGUGAGGUGAUACAGGGAUCCCUCCCGUCAUGCCUAGACGGUGCGUACAUACGCAAUGGCCCCAAUCCACAGUACCAACCUCGUGGCCCUUACCACCUCUUUGACGGUGAUGGCAUGCUUCACUCCCUUAGAAUUUCCCAGGGUAAAGCCACUUUGUGCAGCCGUUUUGUCAAGACUUACAAGUAUACCACUGAGCAAAGUAUCGGCUCUCCGGUUGUUCCCAAUUUUUUCUCUAGUUUCAGCAGCAUGCCUGCUUGUCUGGCCCGUGGUGCGCUCUAUGCAGCUAGAGUUAUAAUUGGUCAUUACAAUCCUGCGAAGGGCAUUGGUCCUGCAAACACUAGUUUGGCUUUGUUCGGCAACCGUCUCUAUGCUCUUGGUGAGUCUGAUUUACCUUAUGCUGUACGCUUGACGCCCAGUGGUGAUAUAGAAACAUUGGAUCGCCAUGAUUUUGACGGAAAACUGUUGGCCAGCAUGACAGCUCACCCCAAGAUAGACCCUGACAGUGGGGAGGCCUUUGCUUUCAGAUAUGGUCUGAUACGUCCAUUUCUAACUUACUUUAACUUCGACGCAGACGGAAACAAACACUCAGAUGUGCCCAUACUGUCUAUGGCCCGUCCAUCUUUCGUCCAUGAUUUUGCAAUUACAAAGAAUUAUGCCUUAUUUCCCGACAUACAAAUGGAAAUAAAGCCCAUGAAAAUGAUUUUAGAAGGAGGUUCUCCUAUGAUAUUAAAUCCGGCCAAAGUGCCAAGAAUUGGAGUCAUCCCUAGGUAUGCGAAAAAUGAUUCAGAAAUGAGAUGGUUUGAUGUGCCAGGGUUCAACCCCGUGCAUGUGGUGAAUGCUUGGGAAGUGGACGAUGGCAAUGCGAUAUUUAUGUUAGCACCAAAUAUAAUAUCAGUAGAACAUGCCCUGGAGAGAUCGGACCUUAUCCACGGUAUGAUGGAGAAAGUAAGAGUCGACCUAAAGACAGGGCUGGUAACAAGGCAGCCGAUCUCAUCAAGCAAUCUAGACUUUGCAGUGAUAAACCCAGCAUACUUAGCUAAAAAGAACAGGUACGUAUACUCUGGCGUAGGUGAGCCGCUGCCAAAAAUAUCAGGAGUAGUGAAGCUGGAUGUGUCCAAAGGAGAGUUCCAGGAGUGCACGGUGGGAAGCAGGAUGUACGGCCCAGGGUGCUACGGUGGGGAGCCCUUCUUUGUUGCCAGAGCACCGGAGAAUCCAGAGGCGGAGGAGGAUGAUGGGUAUUUGUUGACAUAUGUUCAUAAUGAAAACACAGGAGAAUCAAGAUUCUUGGUGAUGGAUGCAAAGUCACCCAAUCUUGACAUAGUGGCUACCGUGAAGCUACCCCAACGUAUCCCUUACGGCUUCCAUGGACUUUUUGUGAAGGAGAGUGAACUCAACAAAUUGAUUCUAAACAACAUCACAGGAGGCAUAGUCACACUCAAGAGAAAAACAAAAAAAGGGGUAAAGAAUGAAGCCAAGAACAAGUAUAAGAAACAAUUUAUAGCGUAAGGUCAGACAAAAUUCAUAGGCAAAUCCAAGAUUUCUUAGGAACAUCAGACAAAUGGGACACAGAUGCAAUUCCUCUCAGGUGGCACUAAAAGAAAGCAGAAAUCAACCCUUUGCUUUAGUGGAAAUAAUAGAGGCCAACUUAGAAAAGGAUGAACAUUAAACAGAAAUGUAUUAGAACUCUACUAGACUUAAAGAUCUAAGGAGCUUUCUGAUUUAUAUCCAUUUGAUUAUCUAUCCUCCCUGAUAAUCUUUUUACUAUCAAGUUCCAGAACAAAUUGCAAAAGCUCCUGCUUAUAUAAUCGCCGCAAGAAUAAUUUCUCAAAACUUCAUUUUCCUCAACAUUUUUCUUCACACCAGAUACAUGACAAAUAGUAUCAAGCCUAUUUUCCAUUUGAGCGACAUGGGCGUACCAGAGAAUUCAUUUAUUCAUUUCAGGACAAAGUGAUUAAGAAUAUGGAUUCAAACUCCCAUGGAAAUGAACAUGAUUAACAUAUUCUCUCUAAUUUUUUCACCAAUAACAUGAGAGCUAUGGUACCAAUAAUCUUGGAAGAAACUACUGAAGGAAAAGUAAAGA